Cydia fagiglandana is the source of this 3211-nucleotide messenger RNA. RefSeq names its product motile sperm domain-containing protein 1-like. The transcript is spliced from 4 exons. Bases 72 to 710 code for a protein of 212 amino acids. Gene Ontology annotation, cellular component: cytoplasm. NCBI's taxonomy places the organism in Eukaryota, Metazoa, Arthropoda, Insecta, Lepidoptera, Tortricidae. The record is from RefSeq and is a predicted model, not a curated record.
CUAACGUCAGUCAUCGGUUGCCAUUCGGGUGGAAUGUUAUUUUCGCAUUGUGUUCUAAAUUAAAUAACAAAAUGAAAAAUUUCCCCGUGUUCGUGUUCCCCGUUUCUCUAGAGUUUUAUCUGAGUGCUCGUCAUACACACAAACAGUUAUUGACUGUUUACAAUCCAUACGAUUUCUCUGUAAAUUUUAAAGUGUUAUGUACUGCUCCGAAUAAGUUCACAGUGAUCGAUCCUGAAGGGUUGAUAGCUCCCCAAAGCUGCAUUGAUAUUGUUGUGCGUUACACACAACCGUCUGUAUUGCAUUGCAACACGACAGAGAAGUUUCGAAUAACUAUGUACGACAGAAAUACCCAGCAGGCACUGGGCAAGAGGGACAUCCCGACAAAAUUACUAGAAGGUGAACCAAUAAACCCUAAUCUGGAGAGCUUAGGAGACAGUUUCCACCCCCUAUCUUCUAGAGUGACCCCCCAGAAACAGGCCGAAGAACAUAUGCAUGUCCAAUGCAACCAUCCACAUCACAGAGAACAUCAGCCAGUGAAUGUAGUGGCAGUAGCAGUGAGUAUAUGCUGCAUUGCCGCACUCCUGCUUCCAACUCAGCCGGAAACGGUGGCAGAAUCACAGUUCCCGGAGUGGCUCCACAUUGGAUCCAACCUCAAACUAGUGUUUUCCUUCGUCCUAGGGCUUGUCAGUAUGCUAGUACUACGACCAUAAGACUUAUAUUCUAGAUCUAAAUUUCUGUGUAUGCUUUAAUACUUUUUUUGGACCAUUUUGAAAACCUGCAUGUACAAACUUGAGUAUAACAGGGAUUGUUUUAUUUGUUAUUUGCACAUUUUGCAAAUUAUUAUACUUACAUGCUUUCAAAGGAUAGUUAAUUUUAUAAAAAUGUUAAUGUAAAUCAAUUUUCACACUUGACUAUGUUGAAUUCAAAAUUUUAUAUUAAAGGGAAGAAUGGAAAAAAUUACGCUUCCGGCAGGACUUGAACCCGCAACCUCCGCAAUCCGUGCGUUUGCUCUAACCAAUUGAGCUACGGAAGCCUACCAGAACCUCGCGUAUCUUUCUGGCCAUUUUUUCCUUUAAAUAUAAAAUUUGUAAUAUCGCUCGCAGACGUAUCUGCUUGUUUAAACAAAAUUGUUGAAUUCUGUUCUUUAAAAAUGUAUUCUAAGACCUAUAGGAUAAAUUACUUGGUAUAUAUGUGGCUUUUCAUCAGAGAAGGGUACUUAAUUAUUUAUGCUUCAUGUAAUCAUGUGCAAUAAGGACCUUUCUAUCAGAAUUUCUGUUGGAAUUUCAUAUAAAAAGACCUUAUUGAGCUUGAAGCUUAAGGACCCUUCUGUGUGGAAAGCCACAUAUGAUCGCUGUGUGCUGUCAAGUGUAAAUUAAGCUAAAUAGUAAUAGAACCUAUAUUAAGAGUGCUCCAAAAAAUUUUAAGGUUCACUUUCAGGUAAAAUCCUAUUUACAACUUGAUCUAAUCAAGGUAACGGCCUGGCCACGACAUUGCGUGACUGGUAACGGCUAAAGCGACAACCAUAGGUUGGAGCGAGACAGCGAUCGGACCUUUCGUUCCCACCAGUGGUUUUCCCCUUAGCCAAAGCCAGUCGCGCAAUAUCAUGGCUAGGCCGUAAGUGAAAUUUGAUGAUUAAAGAAAUUAAUAUGCAUAUUGAAUAUUUCUUUUGAAAUGCAGCAAUCAGGGGCAUACACACUAAACUUUAUAAGUACUCACACAAUUGUCUAAAACUGCUGUGUACUAAAAUAUGUAUGUUUAUAUAAGCUUAUGACUAGAGAUGCACCGGAUAUUCGGUUCGGUUCCUACGGUCGGUGACCUACUAUCCGGCCGGAUACCGGAUAGUAACAUUGCUUGAUUUCGGAGUAAACUAAUUGGAUUUAAGAAACAGUCUUGAUCAUAAUCGUACUUGUUUGUUAUUUUAAAACAAUUUAAACAUUCCACUGACUUGCACGCGCACUCAUUUCGAACCUAGAAUCCGCGCAAACGUUCGCUACGAAACAGGUCAAACCAGCAGAAUGCGCACCUGAAAAACCGAAAUGUAGGUAUAGUUCCGCUGGCCGAAUAUUCGGCGGCCGGAUACCGGAUAUUCGGCCGAUGGUCAUGCCGAAUAUCCGGUAUCCGGUAUUCGGCCAAACAAUAUCCGUUGCAUCUCUACUUAUGACUGGGUAUCAGUUGUCCCAAGAAUUCAGGUAUUGUUUGAUUGCGUAUUAUUCUUAAUUUGUGCAGCUCGUGACUUGUCAUUUGAAGGUAAUAAAUACCUUCUAGAUAUACAGGGUGUGUCGUGUGUCUGACCAUGGGGCUUUAAAUCCAGGGCUCGAUUCUACUCGCUAAACUGAGCUACUUUUAUUACGGCACCACCCCCGAAAUCCCGAAAAAAAUGUUUACUCUUUCAUACAUUUUGGCUGAUCAGAUGUCGAUGUUUUCUAUGGAAAAGCCAAAAAAAAAUCCCCGAUUUUAAGGUUGGCCCCAUAGUAAAAGUAGCUCAGUUUAGCGAGUAAAAUCAAGCCCUGGAUUUAAAGCCCCAUGGUCAGACACACCAUGUACUUUUCUUGUAUUGGUGCAAUGCUGAUAUUAUUUUAUUUUAAACUUGACAUAAUCUACUUUAAAUUGGAAUAAGGUGCUAAAUCUGUAAUGUGUGUGAUAUUAUUUUUUUACUUUACAAUUGGUUAUUUUUUAAUUUAUGACAAUACAAUGAAAUAAGUAGAGUCACCUCCUACUAUAUUUCAUUUUAUGAGUAUUUUGCAUUUAUAUCUAAAAGUGAAGUACUUGCAUAUCAAUUUUAUAAAAAAAAGUCUUAUAGGUAUGCGGUAAGUGUAAAACCUACAGUGUAAAAUACCUACCAACAACAAAAGUUUUCUUUGAUUUAGGUAUUUGAUUUAGAACUUGUUAUCUAUCGUGUUUCUAUUAAAAGCCUAUAAUAGAAACAAGAUCAAUGGGCAUAAAAAAUAUAAAGACACGUCGAUUUCUCUCUAUAUUUUUUUUACAAAAAAAAUUAGCAGUAGCAGCUCUUAAUAGUCCAUUUAAAAAUCCAUCCUGUAUAGCAGAAUUCCAUUUCUUUUUAUUAUAAAUAGUGUACAUACGUAAAUUAUUUUGUAUAUUGUCAGUGUGUGUGUAAACCGUAUGUCUGGGGUGGGGACCAUUGUUGUGGAAGUGUACCUAAUGAUACCAAAUAGUAAGGCGGUGACAUUGAAAUAAAGUACCUUAAGCAAAA